Molecule: messenger RNA, 4287 nt
Organism: Plenodomus lingam JN3
Lineage: Eukaryota; Fungi; Ascomycota; Dothideomycetes; Pleosporales; Leptosphaeriaceae
Biological process (GO): endosomal transport; endocytosis
Cellular component (GO): plasma membrane; cytoplasm
Molecular function (GO): protein binding; calcium ion binding
Source: RefSeq, a predicted model, not a curated record
AUGGCGGAUCUCGCAGCCAGCGGGGAACUGAACCAGCCCAUCCUCAACCUCACCCCCGAGGAGAAGCGCACCUUCCAGUAUCUCUUCCAGCAGGCCGACACAGAGAAGCUCGGCGUAAUCACAGGCGAGAUCGCCGUCAAGUUCUUCGAGCGCACAAAGCUCGCGCCUGCUGUCUUGGGCGAGAUAUGGCAGAUCGCAGACACGGAGAACCGCGGUCUCUUGACCAUGGCCGGCUUCUGCCAGGUCCUGCGUCUCAUCGGCCACUACCAGGCCGGCCGUGAUCCUGCCCCAGAGCUUGCAUUUAGGCCUGCGCCGCUGCCCAAGUUCGAAGGCCUGACCAUCCCAGCCGCACCCGCUCCUGCACCCAGCUUCUCGCCACAACCCACGGGCUCAAUACAACCUCAGGUCAGCGGUAGUGGACCCAUUCGCGUGCCUCCCCUACUUCCCGCCAAAGCCGCUGAAUAUGCUGGCUUGUUUGAAAAGUCGGGCGCCGUCAAUGGCGUGCUGUCUGGCGAGAAUGCAAAAGAAAUCUUCGAGAAGGCCAGACUGCCCAACGAGGUCCUGGGUCGCAUAUGGAACCUCUCAGACACCGAGCAGCGCGGCGCGCUCAAUGUGACUGAAUUUAUCAUUGCCAUGCACCUGCUAGCCUCAUAUAGGACCGGUAAUCUCAAGGCUCUACCGACCACCUUACCACCUGGCUUGUACGAAGCGGCGUCACGGCGAGGACAACUGCCGCCACCACCUGGCCGGCCAGAUCAAUCUGGCUCCCGACAAUUCAGCGGUCAAUCAAGCGCUCCUCGAACCCAGAGCCCUCUCGGACGAUCACCGUUUGGCGCACCACCUCAGUCAGUGCAAGCGACUGGUAGCGAUUGGCUGAUCAGCCCUCAAGAGAAGGCCUCCUAUGACAACCUAUUCAAGGGUGUUGAUACGAUGGGUCGUGGCUUCAUAACCGGAGAUCAGGCUGUGCGAUUCUUCAGUGACUCAGGCCUACCGGAAGAUGUACUAGCUGGUAUCUGGGAUCUUGCGGAUAUCAAUUCCGAGGGCCAAUUGUCCAAGGAUGAGUUUGCGGUAGCCAUGUACUUGAUCCGACAGCAGAGGAAGGGUGACCAACUACCAACGACGCUACCGCCCAGUCUGAUACCCCCAAGCUUGCGCACAACAGCAAACCAAGCUGUACCAAUUGUAUCGCCACAACCGGCGCCACCCGUUCCCCGUGUUACAAAGUCUGCUGCAGAUGAUCUGUUCGGUUUGGAUGCUUUCGGGUCGCCCCCUCCCGCGCCUCAGCAGGUACAACAGUCGACAGGUGGAUCUGGUACUUUUAACAAGCCAUUCGAUAACGACCCCUUUUCAAGUAAGGCGGCUUCGCCCACCUCGCCACAUCCCUUCCAACCAGCGCCACGCAACCCUGCUUCGACUUUCAAGCCAUUCAUGCCAAGCUCGUCCUUUGGCCAGACCCUCACCUCGCAUUCCACUGGCCAGUCGGGCACUUCAGGUGUCCAAUCUCGCGCGAACCCACCAUCAGCUAUGGAUGACUUGUUAGGUGGAGAGACUGAUGCUGAGAUUAACAAGAAGCUUACACAAGACUCGACCGACCUGGCCAACAUGUCUAACCAGAUGACUACGUUGCGGAACCAGAUGCAAGAAGUGCAGAACAAGAAGACUGCGACAGAGAGCGAUCUGAACAGUGUGAACACCCAGAAGCGUGAUCUUGAGCUUCGCCUCUCGCAGUUCAAGAGCCAGUACGACCAGGAGAUGAAAGCGGUCAAGGCUCUAGAGGACCGACUAGUCGCGUCACGGAACGAGACCCGAAAGCUGCAGAAUGAUCUUGCAAUGAUUGAGGGCUCUUAUCAAGACCUUCAGACACAACACCGUCAAGUCGGUGGCCAAUUGGAAGCUGACCAACGAGAAAACAGCAACCUAAAGGAGCGCAUUCGCCAGCUCAACGCCGAGAUUGCACAACUGCGACCACAGCUUGACAAGAUGAGGAACGAUGCUCGGCAGCAGAAGGGCAUGGUUGCAAUCAAUAAGAAACAGCUUGCUACAAAUGAGGGCGAGCGAGACAAGCUGAAGAAUGAAAUGAAUGACUUGGCAAAAGCCCAAGAAGAAGGCUUCCGCAGCCCGCAGAUACAGACACCGGCAGUCGUCAGCCCUGCUGCUUCUACAACGAGCCAAAGUACCAACCCAUUCUUCCGCAAAUCGCCUGCGCCAGUCGCGGAGAACACAAUGACGCCAUCUGGCUUUGCGCGCGACGGCCCCCAUAAGGAUUUCGAUAGCGUCUUUGGAUCUUUUGCGGCGCCCCAGAACAACGCACCGCCCGUUUCGUUCCGCUCUGACAGCCAAGGCCAGGUUCCCCAUUUCUCAGCUCCGUCUGGCCAGUCUGUUCGUUCCUCUGAGGGACCCGAUGUGCCUACGCCGUCCACCUCGCCUCCGCUUUCCUCUUACCAAGAGUCUCCACGUGUCGCUGACCCACCUGCACCUCCCGAGUCUCGUCAGUUUGGUUCGUCAUUCUUGCCCCUGAGAGACGCCGGCCCACGGUCCGAUUCUUUCAGCUCAUCUGUGAGGGGCGGAGCGUCUGCUAGCAGAUAUGGUGGACAAGCUGUACCCGGCAAUGUGACGCCGACCAUCUCUCAAGCAUCUCCCGCCAGCACCCCGAUCCCAGAGAAACCUCUGGAACGAUCUGAUACUAACAGAACCGAGACUGACAACUUCAAUUCUUCCUUGUACAACAGGAAUUUCUCAGCAUCGCCUGUAGCUAGCGUCACGAGCGAUACGCAACGCUCGACUACAAAGGCUGAAGAACGUAAGGAUCCCUAUGCAAGUUUUGGAAUCCCCUCAGUUACUCAGGAAAUCCCAGGAGCGUUCCCACGCGAGUCUGCCACACCUCUCCAGCCAACGCAAACAGGGGAGAGCGCUCUGAGUGGGCAGAGUAGAAACACCAACCGCGGCGAUCCUUUUGGUAGCACUUCUGGUGAUCAGACUCGUGGCGGAGGCAAGGAUGACUUCGAUGCGGCUUUCGCUGGCUUCGGCCCCAGUCGUCAAGCCACCACCACUGCAUCCAAUGCCAGUGCGCCCGCCGAAGGCUCCAAUCGAUUCAACAAGGAGUUCCCUCCAAUUGAGGAUCUAGCUCAUGAUGACGACAGUGAUAGUAACGAUGGGCGUGGCUUUGAAGACGACUUUACAUCUGCUUCGCCUGAUCAAAAGCGCUCAAGUGCCGGCCAGGAGCAGCAAAAUCAGCAACAGCACCAGCAGCAGCCAAGGCCGGGCACUGCGUCAAGCGAUGAGCUCUAUCGGGCCCCUCCCCCAACAACCCGUCUUGAUUCUAAUGUUGGUGGCCUACCUUCAGCAAAUGCGCAAAAGUCGCCGCCGACAUACGAGUCGUCUGUCAACCAGACCAGAAGUGGAUCAAACCAGUUUCCUCCUGAGUUUGGUGGCCUCCUUCCUUCGCGUGAUGUCCCAGGGUCGCCGACUACUUCGCAGGGUCCUGAGAAGUCGUUUAUCAACCCCGGUGGUCAUGGAGCUGCUCUGUUUGGCGGGUCUUCGUCCAAGACUGCAACGUCGCCUCCACCGACAGACACUCCGUCAUCGACUGUUCCAUCUGAUGCUUACCACUCGGCCGUGUCGUAUGGAAGCAGUGAAACGAACAAGGGUCCUUCCCCACCAGCCAAUCUGCCUCAGCUUGGCAAGUCUGCCUUCAACGAUGAUUUCGACGCUGGCUUUGACGACCUCGCCGAUGCCAAGGAAGUAGAUGACCGAGCCGAUGACGACUUCAUCUUCUCGUCGCAACACCGCGACGGCCUCGAUGAAUUUAACCCCGUCUUCGACUCGCCCGCAGCCUCCAAAUCCAACACCAUGGCCUCGCAACAAACUCCCACUGGCAAGCGUGGCGACGACAGCUUCAGCGACUUCGAGCAUAUGUCCCAAAGCUUCGGCCAAACCCAGCAACCCCAGCCCACGGCCUCGUCUUCGCAAGACUGGGACGCCAUCUUCUCCAACCUCGAGUCGUCGCAGCCUGACAAGGCUGGGCACUCGCAACAGGCGCCUACGGAUUUCAGCCAAUCGGUCUUUGACACAUUGGACAAUGAUGAGAAUGUGGCGUCGUCUUCGACUUUGUCGCCCUCGAUGCCGGCAUUGGGUCGCGCGAUUAGCUCGGGGACGGAGCACGACGACCCGAUUUUGAAGAAGUUGACGGGCAUGGGGUAUAAUCGGAAUGAUGCGUUGAGUGCGUUGGAGCAAUUUGAUUAUGAUAUUAAUAAGGCUGCGGAUCACCUUGCGUCCGGUGGGAAGUAG